AUGAGUUGUUUAUCGAUACUUUUCAGUAUUAUCACUGUAUGGAAUAUAGCUACGACUUUUGCGGCAAGCGAUAGUAUUUACCUUAAGGGACACAGGGUGGGGCAAGAUAUUGACAACCUAUACAAAGUGUAUGAUAAUGGCACUAUGUAUCCCGUCACUUUCAAUGAGUGGUUAAAUGAUCUAUCUAGGACAAACGACUCACCAUCAGGUAAUGUGACCAUAUCAAAGCGUGAUAGUGAAAUUUCCUGUAUUAAUGACACAUGCCAGCACGUAGAUUACCAUGUGAGUGACAAAGGGGUUAUUACUAUAGACAUAGCUACGUAUAGCACUCCUGCCGAACGGGAUAACUCUGUUUCAAGCAACGCAUCGUAUGGACUUUCAAAACGUGAAACAACGUAUGAAACGUUUUGUAAGAAGAAAAUAUACGGUAUGAAUGUUUCCGGUUUCUGUAAUACCUAUGACUUCGCUGUUCCUGCUUUCGACUUUGGUAGUAAUGUCUACACCCUUGUCAGUGGUAUCAUUGAUAAGAUCAAAAACACUACGAAGAGGGAUAAGACAGCGUGUUUAGGUUACGAGUUAGAUCAUGUGAUAAUAGAUCCUGCCGUUGAUUGGUCUAUCUUCGUUUCUACUUGGAAACAAGGAUCGGCUAACCGUGACACACAGGCUUCUGCUGACAGCUUGAAAUGUGCUGCCCAAAAAGCACUUGACAGUGAACAUAAUCACCAAAAAACGGCUUUCUGUAUCCAUCUAGAUAGCGGAGGAUCGUUUAACUUAGACAUCAGGCUAAUUUCCGAGCUUUCAUUUUCGAAAUACAACCCCUGGGCUCUUCCAUGUCCAAAGGACAAGGGUUCUAACUCUUGGCAGGUUGUGAGUGACUGUUUUGAAUAG
Molecule: messenger RNA, 888 nt
Organism: Saccharomyces eubayanus
Lineage: Eukaryota; Fungi; Ascomycota; Saccharomycetes; Saccharomycetales; Saccharomycetaceae
Exons: 1
Coding region: 1-888 (295 amino acids)
Source: RefSeq, a predicted model, not a curated record